This is a messenger RNA of Boeremia exigua, 417 nucleotides long. RefSeq lists its product as uncharacterized. The record is from RefSeq and is a predicted model, not a curated record. Lineage: Eukaryota; Fungi; Ascomycota; Dothideomycetes; Pleosporales; Didymellaceae. The coding region runs from base 66 to 398 and encodes 110 amino acids. The transcript has a single exon.
CUGGGCGCUGCUGGCCGUGGUGCGCUGGUUGGGACUCGGAUCCGCCCGUUUCCUUCACGCGAGCCAUGGCUCCGUCGGACAGUGCGCUACAUCGGGGCUUCAACACCUCGCGUCUGGGUUCUGUGCAUCUGAGCUGCUCUGUCUACGCGUGUGCUGUCUCUGGUUCGUGCGUGUGUGCAUGCUUUCUGUGUGCGCUGUCGAAGCGCGGGUCAUUCGUUUGCCGCGCUCCAUGCGUGGUGGUGUUGUACGUCUGCUCUUUCCAUGCUCUUUGCCUGCUAUUUCUGUGCUUCGAGGGCGACUUUGACGUGUGUUACAUUCCCUUUGCGUGCUUUUGCGCGUUCUGCGUUUUGUGCUGCGUACGAGGAACAACUAUAGCGCACCCCACGGCCCUUGAUUGAGGCGGACAUACUGUUAGAA